Drosophila montana is the source of this 990-nucleotide messenger RNA. RefSeq names its product mucin-7. The transcript is spliced from 2 exons. The record is from RefSeq and is a predicted model, not a curated record. The coding region runs from base 41 to 868 and encodes 275 amino acids. Lineage: Eukaryota; Metazoa; Arthropoda; Insecta; Diptera; Drosophilidae.
CCCAACCACCCAAUCACCCAACCAAUCCAACCGAUUUAAGAUGUCAGCGCUCAGCCUCUGCCUGCUCGCCAGCCUGGCCUUUGUGGCCGUUGCCCAGUAUUAUGGCGAGUCCUACGACGACUAUACCUUCGGCCAGUAUGGCGUGCCGGUGGGCAGCGUGCAGCUGGAUUACCUGUACAGUGACACGGGCUCGACCUAUGGCAGCUCGCAGUACAACGCCGCAUCGGGAUCUGGCGCCAGAUCGUAUGCGUACGCCUCGGCCAGCGGACCCAAUGGAGCCAGGGCCGUUGCCGAAGCGCCCGGCUCGUAUAUGAAGCCCGCCAUGGGAUCCUAUCCGGCUUAUCCGCCUGCCUAUACAGCGGCGCCCACGACUGCUGCAACAGGUGCGACUGAAGCGCCCACUACAGCAGCGCCUACUACAGCUGCGCCUACUACUGCUGCGCCUACUACUGCUGCGCCAAUUACUGCAGCGCCUACUACUGCAGCGCCUACGACAGUCGCGCCCACAACAGUCGCGCCCACAACAGUCGCCCCCACUACAGUCGCGCCCACAACAGUCGCCCCCACUACAGUCGCGCCCACAACAGUCGCGCCUACAACAGUCGCCCCCACUACAGUUGCGCCCACAACAGUCGCCCCCACUACAGUCGCGCCCACAACAGUUGCGCCUACAACAGUUGCACCAACAACAGUUGCGCCUACAACAGUAGCACCCAUAAGUCCGCUUACGCUGGUUGUGACCGCUGCUGGUAUCCAGAUCUUGAGCGUUGCAAUCGAUCCGAGCUGUACCGUCGGCAAUAUCUACUCGAUCACUUUGGGCCAGGCUGGCAGCUCCCUCUUGAAUGUGUCGGGCUGUCUAACAAUCUAAUUGAAACGUUUCGGGUCUCGAAGUUUUUGUUUAUGCAUAGCUAAAUACUAAUCGUAAGCAUGGCAAGUGCUAUAUGAAGUGUGUUCCAUUAACCAUACUAAAGCAAUCAUUAAAGGGCAAUA